AUGGCGCCGCUAGGCCAGACGAUCGCCGUGAUUGAUAAGUCCGGCAAGGUCGUCAGCACAAGUAAACAACUUUUCGGAGUAUUCAAUCAAGCAAAACAGGCUUAUCGUGAGCGAAAAUCUCAUUUCGAUUCUGAGCGCAAUGCCAAGAUCGCGGAGCAGCAGGCCCUCCAGGCGCUGGCCACCUACCAGAUCGACGAUGCGCCUAAGUCGGUAAGAUCAGGGCACAGUCGUGCAUCGAGGUCGCGACAUCACUCAACUCGUCAUCGUGGCCGACCGUCGUCGCGGUACGAGCAGGAUUUGGCCUCGGAGGCGCCGAGUCGGAGUCGUGCGGGGUCCCAAUAUGGGGUCUCACAGGGCAUCAUUCGCCGGCAUACCCACCACGAUAUCACCGUCCGAGAGCCUCCUCGUCCAGAAACAGCGCGGUCAAAAUCAGACGCUCUGAUCGAUAUGGACCUUGCAUAUGGCGAUGCUCAUCCUGAGGCCCUGUCUCAAUACAACCCACCUCCUGAACCCACCGGCAAUGAUAAACAGCAGUUAGACGGACUGGUCAACCGCGCCCAGUGGCUCUUGGAGGAAGCACACUGCGUCCAGCACAGUGCCACCGCAACCAUCUCCCACCUGCAAAAGAACCCCGAUGCCAUGGCGGCCGUCGCCCUCACCCUCGCUGAGAUCAGCAACCUCGCCAGCAAGAUGGCCCCCGCAGCACUAUCUGCUCUCAAAACCGCCGCACCCACCGUCUUCGCACUGCUCUCCAGCCCUCAGUUCCUAAUUGCCGCUGGUGUCGGACUUGGCGUGACCGUCGUCAUGUUCGGAGGAUACAAGAUCAUCAAGCAAAUCAAGUCCGGCAACACAACCCCCGACAACCAGGCUCCCGAAUCUACCGGAAUGGACGACAUGAUAGAAUUCAACGUGGAGUCGCUGAGCAGUGUGGAGAAGUGGCGCCGCGGUGUUGCCGAUGUCGAAGCCGUUAGUGUCGGCACAUCGGUCGAUGGCGAAUUCAUUACACCCACCGCAGCCGCCAUGUCCGGCAUCGAUGUCACGACUGCCCGCGCAGAACGAGAUCCGCGAUUCAAGUUUGAUGAUGAUGGAUCUGUCGCAUCAUCGCGCCGCUCCCACCGCUCUCACCACUCUCACCGCUCUCAUCGUUCCAGAGCCUCGCGAUCGCACUCUCACGCCCCGUCGAGUCGCUCAAAGAGGGAGCCUGAGGCACCCUCAAAAGCACCCUCUUUCUUCUCCAGGUCAACCAAGGCGCCACCAAAACCCUCCAGUAAGGCGCCGAGCCGGGCCCCUAGCCGAGCUCCCUCCAAAGCUCCGACCUACGUCUCGGAGAAGGAAAAGCGCCCGAAGGAAACCAAAAAGAAGAAGGGACCAAGCCGACUACGUCUCAUGUUCACCCCUUGA
Molecule: messenger RNA, 1401 nt
Organism: Penicillium argentinense
Lineage: Eukaryota; Fungi; Ascomycota; Eurotiomycetes; Eurotiales; Aspergillaceae
Exons: 2
Coding region: 1-1401 (466 amino acids)
Source: RefSeq, a predicted model, not a curated record